AUGUCACAGACUCUUUCUCUUCAUAUGCACGACCGAUCUGUACCACUGACGUACCAGCACAAUGAUGAACGCAUUUCAUUGAACCCCUCUCGACGAGCAGGUCUUCCGAUGCCCAUCAACAUCAAUAUCGACCACUCGUUCCCUCCGGAAGUAUUAAUUUCUAUGACAACGAACCAACCCAUUGAGGUUUCGAAAUGGCCUUCAGCGCCAGGAAGUCUACCAUUUACAUACGAGGAGCAUGGAAGGAGGAGGGAGGAAGACCCCAUAAACUUUGAAGGCGAACCCACACUACGAAUAACAGGAGCCUUCCUGCAAGCAAUGACCCAAAGUUGGGCGUACAAAGCCCUGCGGAAGACAUUGAUAGAAGCACUCAAUACCACGAGAGAGCGUACUAUUCCCACUGUGGAAACUGUGGAGAGAGUAUGGAACACGCCCUACCUAACGACUUGCUCAACACCCGGCCAAAAAGAAGUCUGGGAACUCACGAGAAAGAUACUAGAACGUAGAAACACAUUCCUUGGCACCCACUGUCAACUGCAACAAUUUUCUCAUGCGCCGCCCUAG
This is a messenger RNA of Guyanagaster necrorhizus, 564 nucleotides long. RefSeq lists its product as uncharacterized. The coding region runs from base 1 to 564 and encodes 187 amino acids. Lineage: Eukaryota; Fungi; Basidiomycota; Agaricomycetes; Agaricales; Physalacriaceae. The record is from RefSeq and is a predicted model, not a curated record. The transcript is spliced from 4 exons.